ACAGCCUGCUUUGCGAAGGCAGCCCGUUUGUGAAAACACAAUUAGCAAACCCUGUAAUCUGCACUAAUUACCGGGCCGGGCCAGGAGGUCUCCCCUCCGGCUGGCGACGGCUCGGGGACCAUGGGGGACGCGGGGCCCGGGGGCCGGCGCCCACCCGGGGCCUCCUUCACCAUCGAGUACCUGCUGUCGGAGCGGGGUGACGGGGGACCCCGCAGCCCCUCUCCCCCCGGCCGGAGCCCCCCGCCAGCCCCCCGGCCCCCGCCGGAGCCCGGGGACAAGCCAUCGCAGUCCUACAUCGCCCUCAUCUCCACCGCCAUCCUCUCCUCCCCGGAGAAGAAGCUGCUGCUCUCCGACAUCUACCAGUGGAUCAUGGACAACUACCCCUACUUCAAGAACAAGGAGAAGAGCUGGCGCAACAGCGUCCGCCACAACCUCUCCCUUAACGAGUGCUUCGUCAAAGCCGGCCGCAGCGACAACGGCAAAGGCCACUUCUGGGCCAUCCACCCCGCCAACCUGGAGGAUUUCGCCAAAGGCGACUACCAUCGCCGGCGGGCCCGGCGGCGCGUCCGCAGGGUGAACGUCGGCUACUACCACCCCUACGCCCUGUACGGCCUCGGCUGCUGCUGCCCCUGCUGCCCCCCGGUGCCCCCCGGUCCCCCCCUCGCCCUGCCCGUGCUGCCCCCCCUCGCCCUGCCCGCGGCCCCCCACCGCUGCCUGCCCGAACGGGCACGUUGGGGCUGGGGACGGGUCCCCGCUCCCCGCGGCCCCGGCCCCCUCCUGCCCCGGCCCCCGUUCCUGUAGCUCCCCCUGCUCGGGGCUGGGGGUGUGCCUAGAUGGGCCUCCCCCCCCCCCCAAAAAAAAAAAAAAAAAGCACGACGUGCUCAAGGACGUUCUGGAUGUCACCUGCCCCACGUCCCCCCCCCACUGCCAAGGCGUCGUGUCCGUGGCCCCCCCCCCCCAUCACCGACGAACCCCCACGUGCCGGGAUGGGGCCAGAACCUGGGGUACACGUCCCCCUGACGGACACCCCCCCCAACACCCCCCCAUGCCCCAAUAGGGGACACCCCCCCCCCCCUCAGGGACCCCCCCCACCUCCCCC
Messenger RNA from Aquila chrysaetos chrysaetos, 1099 nucleotides. RefSeq names its product forkhead box protein L2-like. Gene Ontology annotation, biological process: regulation of transcription by RNA polymerase II; anatomical structure morphogenesis; cell differentiation. The coding region runs from base 121 to 801 and encodes 226 amino acids. The record is from RefSeq and is a predicted model, not a curated record. The transcript is spliced from 3 exons. NCBI's taxonomy places the organism in Eukaryota, Metazoa, Chordata, Aves, Accipitriformes, Accipitridae. Gene Ontology annotation, molecular function: DNA-binding transcription factor activity, RNA polymerase II-specific; RNA polymerase II cis-regulatory region sequence-specific DNA binding.